Molecule: messenger RNA, 1593 nt
Organism: Aureococcus anophagefferens
Lineage: Eukaryota; Pelagophyceae; Pelagomonadales; Pelagomonadaceae
Exons: 5
Coding region: 1-1593 (530 amino acids)
Source: RefSeq, a predicted model, not a curated record
AUGGCGGCGCGCCUGCUGGCGCUCGCGUGGCUCGCGUCGAGCGGCCACGUGGGCCUCGACGGGCCGACCUACGCGCCGACGAGCCCGAACGUGCUGGGCUGCGACGACCUCUGCGUCGGCUUCCGCUGCGCGACCUACAGCGCCCAGAGCUGCGCCGUCGUCCUCGAGGACUUUGGGUGCGCCUGCGCCGGCUGCGCCUGCGCCGCGCCGCCGCCGGGCAACGGCAGCAACGCCACGGGCCCCGGCGACCUCGCGCCGUCGCCGGCGUGCGGCCCGCGGCUCGCGCGCGACUGCGGCGCCUGCGGCGCCUGCUUCGCCCACGGGCCCGGCCGCUGCGAGGCGAGCGGCGCCAUGCCGGCGCCGGGCUGCGCGUCCUGCCCGGCCUGCGCCGCGUGCUUCCCCGCGAGCCGCUGCGCGAACGCGCGCGCGGCCGCCGCCGUCGCCGUCGCCGCGCCGGCCUGGAUGCUGCGGCCCAAGCACGCCAACUGCAGCGACGGCGACGCCAAGGCGCGCCACCCCGAGGCCUGCGCGGCCUACGCGGACGCGCGGACGUGCUGCGAGGCGCGCGCGCGCGAGGGCUGGUGCCAGGGCAGCAAAAGGGUGCGAAAUUCCCAACUUCAAAGGCUCAUAUCUCGGCCGUUUUCCACUCGCUGGUGCGGCGGCCACUUUUCUGACCGCGGCGCGUACGCGGGCGCCUGCCGCUGGACCUGCGGCCUCUGCGAGGCCGGCCGCGUCGACUACGCCCACCUCGGCCGCGUGCUCGGGCCCACGGAGGACGUCGACUUCGAGACGGCCAUGGGCAAGGUCAUGGCCCUCUUCUACGGGUCCGUGCUCCUCGUCUCCCUCUGCGUCGCGCCGUGCUGCCUGUCGCGGUGCCGCGCGCGCUACGCGCGGCGCGGCCGCCUCGCCUGGGUCUGCCCGGCCUGCGGCGCGGGCAACGGCGCGCCGACGCGGGGCGCCAAGUGCGGCGCCUGCGGCGCGGCGCUGCCCCUCGCGGCGCGGCCCUUCUGCAAGCCCGCGCUCAUCCUCGUCGUCACGAUCUUCGGCCUCGUGCUCGGCUCCGUCGGCGCGUUCCUCACGCUCCAGGACGCCGAGGCCAAGGCCGACGAGUUCUCCGUCGCCGCGGCCGAGGUGUCGAACCUGACCAUCGCCGCGGAGCCCGCGGGGCUCACCAUCGACGUCGCCGUCACCGUCGCCGUCGCGUUCCCCGACGACAUGGCCUUCAAGGUGCUCCUCGCGGAGCGCGUCGCCGUCAUCACCUACGUCGACGACCUCGUCCAGCUGCCCAUCGGCUCGCUGACCAUCGGCGCGGUCGAGCUCACGCCGGGCGAGGUCACGCCGCUGACGACGGCGUUCCACCUCCACCUGCGGCAGGACACGUUCUGGGGCGCGGGGCCCGCGUCGCCGGUUUUUUCGGGGGGGGGGGUCGCCCGGACGACCGACCGCGCGCCGCGCGUCCGGCCCGAGCGCGCCGAUUUAGGCCAGUUCGUCGCGACGAAGGUGCUCACGACGCCGUCGCGCAUCCGCCUCGGGCCGACGCGCGUCGACAUGGAGGCGCGCACGGAGCCGUGUGGAAUUCAACCACUGGUUUGA